Tigriopus californicus is the source of this 1173-nucleotide messenger RNA. Its product is annotated as deoxynucleoside kinase-like. Gene Ontology annotation, biological process: nucleobase-containing compound metabolic process. The coding region runs from base 177 to 950 and encodes 257 amino acids. Gene Ontology annotation, cellular component: cytoplasm; mitochondrion. The transcript is spliced from 3 exons. Gene Ontology annotation, molecular function: ATP binding; deoxynucleoside kinase activity. Lineage: Eukaryota; Metazoa; Arthropoda; Copepoda; Harpacticoida; Harpacticidae. The record is from RefSeq and is a predicted model, not a curated record.
UUUUCAGCGUUGAAAUAUACCAAUUGGUCCUUCCCAAUUGGUCACCCGAGAAACUGCGCGAAAAUAACAAAGACAUCAAAAUAAUUUGAUGUCUUUGACACACCAAAUCCGUCCAAAGAUUGUUGAUAUUCUCACCCAUUUUAUAUCCGAGCGGAGGCCCAAUCUCAAUAACCAGUAUGGAAUCCCCGGAAUCAGAGUGCAACAAAUCCGAUGAAGUGGGUGGUGGUGGUCGUCGUCCUUUCACUUUAGCUGUAGAAGGCAAUAUCGGUAGUGGGAAGUCCACAAUGCUGAAUUGUUUUCAGGCUUUUACUGACGUUCAAUUGAGUCCCGAACCCAUUGACCAAUGGUGCGACUUAAAAGGCCAUAACCUGUUGGAACUGCUGUACAAAGAUCCGAAACGAUGGUCGUUCCAAUUCCAAAGUUACGUACAACUCACUCGCCUCCAAUUGAUUCGCGAGAAGACUCACGCCCGAGUUCGCAUUCUUGAACGAUCUCUACAGAACAAUCGAUACUGCUUCCUGGAAUUAGCUCGAAAAGUGGGUUCACUUUCGGAAGAAGAACUCGCUGUUCUUCAUGCAUGGCAUGAAUGGUUGGAUUCGUCUAUGAAUUUGAACUUGGAUCUCAUUGUGUACCUCAAAACUCAUCCUGAUGUGGCUUAUAAACGGAUGAUGGCUCGAAAUCGAUCUGAAGAAUCGUCGGCCAAACUUCAGUAUCUCACUUAUCUUCACGAAUCCUAUGAGGACUGGCUGAUCAGCCAAAAGUUUGGGGACUUGGACACGCCUGUCUUAGUGUUCGAUGCGAAUUUUGACCUAGCAGAAAUGAACCUAAGGUACCAUGAAGCUGCAGAUAUUAUCCGUGGAUUCAAGCGACUCCCGAAGAAAAUCAAUUACUUUCCCGAAUGCCUUCAGGAGUUUGAAGAUAAAGAAAACAUUGCCAAUAGUAUGCUUUAAAAGUGUGAUCCUUUUCGAUAAGUGAAUUAUUUCCCCCGUUGCCACCUUUCCCUUUUUUCGAAUUGGUGGAUUAUUUGACAAUCCUUUGUAAUGGAAUAUUAGCUUUCCGUGUUGUAUCUCUAUUGUCGAUUUUGUGGUGUAAGUUUGUAAUUGCCAAUCCAUUCGAUGGAGCGGUGUCUUGUUUUGAUGACCCUCGGUGAAAUGAAAACACAAAGGAUCUCUA